AUGGGCGUUCUUUCACGGUCUUCUUCUUCCAAUUCCGUGGCCAAGAGCGUCACCCCUCUCUUUGAGAUCCGUCUCGAGGGUCUUGACCACGACGUGGUUGUCGUCAAAGGCGCGCCAAACGAAGCCAAUCUGGUACUUUUGUCCGGGAAAAUUGUGUUGGCCAUCAACGAACCCAUCCAAGUGAAAAAAUUAACCCUUAAACUCUUCGGAGAUCUACGUCUUAAUUGGAUAGAACACUUAGAAUCUGCAACCACUAGUUAUUCUAAACCAACUCGCUUUAUCAAGCGUGUUUAUGAACAUAAUUGGGACAAUUUCACCAUCCAAGGCUACACCGAUGCAAAUGGAGCUCCAGGCGCUCAUCAUGAACAUCAUGACCAUAGGCUAUCGUUCCAUCUAAAGCACUCGGCAAAAUCCUCAAAUUCCCUCCUUUCCAUGAAUAAAAAACAUGAAUCACAUAGCAAAAACAGCUCUGUGAGCUCAUUGACCCGGCCCGAUGCUAAUAUCAUCGAUAACACCCCAGCAGCACCCCAAAUCAUUUCUCCAGCUGGUACACAAAAUGGCUAUCCAUUGGCUAAGGGCAACUAUGAGUUUCCCUUUUCUGUGAUUCUCCCAGGUGAUAUUAGUGAAAGUGUCGAAGGUUUGCCUGGCGGUUCAGUUGUCUAUAAAAUCGCUGCAUCGCUUGAACGUGGGAAAUUUAAUAAGCGCAAGAUGUGCACCAAACAUUUUAGAAUCAUUAGAACAUUAACACCUGAUGCUCCUGAACUCUCUGAAACAAUGUCCAUUGAUAACAAUUGGCCUAAUAAAAUUGAAUAUACUAUCAGUAUUCCAUCUCGUGCCAUGGCGAUCGGUAGUGCAUGUCCAGUGAAUUUUCUUAUGGCGCCAUUAAUUAAGGGUCUUCAAUUAGGAAAAAUCACCAUCAAACUCGUUGAGUACUAUUCAUUCAUUGGUUCUACCACAAGAGCAAGUCAUUCUAAUGAUCGUGUCAUUUCUGAGGUUGUUAUCCCUAAACCUGAUGAUGACGUUUAUGAAAAUGAAGAUCCAACCCCUCUUAUUGAUGAAUCUACACCUCAUUUGAAUCCUGUCAACAAUUUCAUGAAUCUUUCAUACGACAGAUGGGAAAUUGAAAAAUGCAUUCAAAUUCCUCCAAGUUUGAGUAAAUGUACCCAGGACGUCACCAUCGCCAAAAAUCUCAAAGUACGUCAUAAGUUAUCUAUUGUGGUUGCUUUGAAGAAUCCAAACGGUCACACUUCCGAACUUCGGGCAACUUUACCAGUGAUUCUCUAUAUCUCACCAUUUGUCUCUGUUUCUGCUAGAUAUGAUGAUUCUUUGGUGCUCUAUAAUUUUAGCGAUAACCUACCAGAACUCUCGGUCGAGCAUAAUAUUUUGACCGCCAGUAAUAAAAAGAAAGCACCAGCAGCAGUGGCCCGGAAGAAAACUACUGCUGUUGCUUCCAAUAACUCUUCUACUACUGACAUAAGGGGCCUCGGAGCUCCUGCUGAUAAUGGUACUGUCGGUGAUGAUAAUAAUAAUGAUGAUGAUAAUAAUAACGAUAACGAUGAGCAAGAUAAUGAGGUUCUUUUCAGUGGUGUUGAAGCUGCCGCUGUUACUGACGGCUCAACUGGAAGACCCGAUCUCGUUGCCCCUCCAAACUAUGGUGAGCAUAUUUAUGAUAGACUCUGGUCAGAUAUUGAAACUCCAAAUAGCCCGGGAGGUAUCAGCCCAAUUGGAUCACAAACUCCUUCUAUUCUUACACCACCUGGCCUUACUUCUGGAACCCAAACCCCAACCCAAAUUCAAAGAGUCCUGUCGCAAACUAAAUUUAAUUCUCAGUUAACAAAGCACCUUAAUGAAUUGCGGUUGCAACGUCUUGAAGAAGAGAAUAGUGGUACUAUUGACGGGAUAACUGAACUGCCAUCUGGACCUGGCUUUUUCACUGGCGCUGAUACAGCAACCCCAACAGCACCAGCGAAUCCAGAAGCUUCUUCUGCAGAACAUGAUUAUUUUUCGUUGCCAACUGCUGCUGCACGCGAUGUUGUGGCGACUCCUCUUUCUCCCGACUUUUUCCAUCUAUCCAGGAGUAACUCUUCUAAUUUACUCUAUGCACUUUCUAAUAGUGGGAUACAAACCCCAAGCGAACCGCAGAGUUGGAAUCGUGGUACAUUGUCUAGAGUUCCAUCCUAUGAGACUGCUAUGCGCUCUAGUAACAAUAGUGGAAUGUUAUCUCCAGCCUAUAAUAUACCUGGUAGUGGAUCCAGCUCAGCAAGCGGGGUCACGCCUACAACAGAUGCUGUUGGUUUUGCGAGUGCUGUCAAUUCCGGAUCUUCUGCGUCACAACCGAUGACAUUACGCCUCCCAAAUAAAAAAUUCAAAAAAACAGGUAGUAAUACUCUUCUGGGAUCCGGAUCAUCUGCCCCAUCUGGGACCAUAGCUAGACCACAGGCAAAAAGAAAUUCCAGUUUCUUAAACUUGAGAUUCGGAGGCGGUGGUAGUGGGAGUAAUUCCACUUUGAAGGUUCUGAGCAAAUCUGCUAUCGCUCUCAACAGCCUGUUGACCACUUUGCAAUCAUCUCCAAAAACCAGCCAGUUCUUGAAUACAGUAGAAAACACCAUUCCAUCGGCUAGUAAAGAGAGCUCGAGCUCUGAUGAAGAUGGUAUAGUCUUGGGAGUCAAAAAGAAUAAAAAGAAGAGCAAAAAAUGA
Molecule: messenger RNA, 2697 nt
Organism: Saccharomycopsis crataegensis
Lineage: Eukaryota; Fungi; Ascomycota; Saccharomycetes; Ascoideales; Saccharomycopsidaceae
Gene: ROD1
Product: Rod1p
Exons: 1
Coding region: 1-2697 (898 amino acids)
Biological process (GO): ubiquitin-dependent endocytosis
Cellular component (GO): cytoplasm; plasma membrane; cytosol
Molecular function (GO): protein-macromolecule adaptor activity; ubiquitin protein ligase binding
Source: RefSeq, a predicted model, not a curated record